Manihot esculenta (cassava) is the source of this 1576-nucleotide messenger RNA. Its product is annotated as pentatricopeptide repeat-containing protein At1g62910. Bases 1 to 633 code for a protein of 210 amino acids. The transcript is spliced from 2 exons. Lineage: Eukaryota; Viridiplantae; Streptophyta; Magnoliopsida; Malpighiales; Euphorbiaceae. Gene Ontology annotation, molecular function: protein binding. The record is from RefSeq and is a predicted model, not a curated record.
AUGGAUGAAGCUAGAAAAAUAUUUGAUCAGAUGGUAAGGAGAAAAAUGGCAGAUGUCAAUGGGUAUUGUGAGAACAAAAGGAUAGAUGAAGCAAAGGAACUUUUUGAUGAAAUGCCUUAUAAAGGUUUAGUUCCUGAUGUUGGAACUGCACUAGAGGUUUUCAAGCACAUGCGUUCUCAAGGUCACCAGCCAAAUAGAAUAAGUUUCUCCAUUUUGCUUGAUGGAUUGUGCAAGCAGGGGAAUCUUGAUGAGGCACUUGCUCUAUUUAAAGUAAUGGAAAAGAGCCGGUUGAAGCCGAAUAUAGUGACAUAUAACAUUUUGAUUGAUGGUUUGUGUAGAGUUGGGAAGCUUAAUGAUGCCAAGGAAUUAUUUUCUAGGAUUUUUGAAAAUGGUUUACGGCCUAGUGUUUACACAUAUAGUGCAAUGAUAAAAGUAUUUUGCAAUGAAGGAUUACUACAUGACGCAUACAAGAUCUUUAGAGGAAUGGAAGAGGCUGGAUGUUUGCCAAAUGGUUGCUGUUAUAAUGUAAUUAUUCAAGGAUUUCUUAGGCAUAAGGAGUUAGCCAAAGCAUCACAACUUAUUGAUGAAAUGGUUGAUAAGGGAUUCUCUGUGGAUGCGACCACUACGAAUUAGCAAUCCAUUUAUCACAAAAUGAAGAUCUCAUUCUGAGAAAACUACAAAAAUGUUCUGAAGGUUCUAAAGAUGUAAAUGCGAAGUGAUAAUGUAACAAUCAUUACCUUAUUAAUGGGUGCAGAAAGUCUUGUUAUGUUGUGAGUUAUUUGUAUUUCGAAGUAUUUCAUCUGAUCUAAUUUACAAUAAUCUCUUUAGUUGCUUUUGCUCUUUUACAAAAUACUGUUUAUUAGUUCUAAGGUCAUGUUUUUGGGUAAUAUGCACAUUAACUUUAAUGAAUUUAUUUCAUUGCAACAUUACUUUGAAAGAGUAAACCAACUCCAAUGUGAUAUAUACACUGAGUACAGAAAGCGGAAUGGCUAAGGAAUUACUCAUGUUAAGCUUUACAAUUUGUCAGCAUGAAGUUUCGGUUGCUGGCGUACUGCUGUAAUUAAAGUUAACCUUCCAAAAAUGUGUGAAUGAUAUUAGUGAUGUGUUUCUGUAAUGGUAGUUGGAUUUGCUACAGUUCCUUGAGGUGAAGAGGAUAUGGUUUCCUAUUGAACUUGGUGUGAUUUAACUCUGAGGACGCAAUACAAUCAGCUACUAAAGCUUGACAUUUGGGGCUGCUAGUCUUCUCAUUUUAUGGGUUUUUUACCUGCAUAUUAAUUGGGUCAGUGUGCAGAUUAUAUGCAGAAUUAGUUCUUUAACUCUUAUCAAUUUUCCUUGCUAGUGGUUAAACUCGUUUAAAAUUUCUUCUUUAGCAACUUUGUAGAUAUGUUUGGCUUCGAACAAGCAAGGUUUUUUGGGACUGAAAACUACAAAUGUGGAAAGCUCUGUUAGACAGAUAGAUGUAUGUGAAGAGGCUUCAGCAAGUGAGGAUUUUAUUAGGUUGAAUUUAGUAUGCCUUUUUUCUUUUGAAGAUUUUGAGGAAUUUUUGUCACAGAAUUUGAAAUGAUUUGCUGCCAGG